Molecule: messenger RNA, 180 nt
Organism: Colletotrichum destructivum
Lineage: Eukaryota; Fungi; Ascomycota; Sordariomycetes; Glomerellales; Glomerellaceae
Exons: 1
Coding region: 1-180 (59 amino acids)
Source: RefSeq, a predicted model, not a curated record
AUGAACCCAGGUGCUGCCCAUCUCCACCAUCUCCCCCUUUCCGCCGUAGGCUGUCCAGGAUCGGCCGCCAAUGCGGUCGCGGCCUUCAACGAGAAGGACGGACUUCCCGGCCAGGGCGAGGUCACGUGCGGCUGUGAGUCCGGCGAAGCCAGCCCCAAUGACGAUCACGUCGUAGUGUGA